Macroventuria anomochaeta is the source of this 867-nucleotide messenger RNA. Its product is annotated as putative TrkA-N domain dehydrogenase. The transcript has a single exon. The coding region runs from base 133 to 810 and encodes 225 amino acids. NCBI's taxonomy places the organism in Eukaryota, Fungi, Ascomycota, Dothideomycetes, Pleosporales, Didymellaceae. The record is from RefSeq and is a predicted model, not a curated record.
CGAACGACGAGCACGUGAUCUAUUUCCUCUGCUCCCACUUGGUCAUAUCAUCUCCAUCUUGAGGUCGUUGACAUUCAUCAUAUCAUUAGCAAGACAGCUGCCUCAGAACUGAAGUGCAACCGCCAAAUUAGCAUGCCAUCAAGCAAGCGCGUCCUCAUCGUCGGUGGAAGCGGCCGCACCGGCAAACUCGUGAUCGAAGAGCUCCUCCGACGAGAUCACAAAGUCACCGCCCUAGUUCGGAAGCCUGAGGCUGUGCAGAACGAGAUCGACGCUGGACUCAAGACUGUUACCGGCACACCGAUGAACAUAGAAGACGUCCGCAACGCAUUCGCGCAGAACAAGCCCGAAGUCGUCAUCGUCACCCUAAGCGCACCACGUGCAAGCGACAGUCCCUUUGCAGACGUCGUCGCACCGCCACGGCUCAUGGCGGACUCCACGGCAAACGUCGUUGCCGUCAUGAAGGAAUUCAAUACAUCAAAAAUUGUCAUUAUGCAAGCGUUUGGCGUCGGCGAGUCGUGGGUCAAUAUGCCCUGCGUCAUGCAGCUUUUGAUGAAGAAGAGCAACAUGAUAUACCAGUACGAUGAUCACAACCUAGUUGCCAAGGAGACGAAGGCCAGCGGGGAGAGUUUCGUCUUGGUGCGUCCGACGAGGUUGGUGGAGAGUGAAGCUAAAGAGAUCAAGGAGUGCCCUGAGCAUGGAAAGGGCGUGCCUGUGUUGGCUGCAAUCACUAGGGGCAGUGUUGCAAAAUUCCUUGUGGAUGCAGCUGAGAAGGGGGAUUGGGAUAACACGGCACCAGUCAUUACCAAUUGAGGGGUGUCAACACGCACGGGCAAUUUCGCGAUUGCUCUCUUCUUUCGCAUACGUGUG